UAAUUUAAAUAUGGUCCAUAAGGGACCAGCUCAAACUAGUUGAGAAAAAAACAAAGCUUGGUUGCUUGGUUAAAUACAGUCAACUCCCAGACACGCACAACGCUUUGACGGAACAGCGACGGUACACAGCAGUCAAAAUGCGGCACAUCCUCUCAGUAACCCUGCUGUUGGUUAUCGUCAUGACAGCAGACGCAACAAGGAAGAAAGAGAAGGGUAAGGACUCCAAAGGCUCCGUAGACUGUGCAGAGUGGAAGUACGGCAGGUGUGUUCCGACCAGCGGGGACUGUGGAGCCGGGGUUCGCGAGGCCACCUGCAACGAGCACACCAGGAAGCACAAGUGCAAAGUGCCCUGCAACUGGAAGAAGGACUUUGGAGCGGACUGCAAGUACAAGUUCGGGCGUUGGGCCGAGUGUGACUCGUCCACCGGCACCAAGAGCCGCUCGGGGACGCUGAAGAAGGCGCUGUUCAACGUAGACUGCGAGGCCACCAUCAAGGUGUCCAAACCCUGCGCCCCAAAGACCAAGACCAAGCCCGCCAAGAAGGGCAGGGGCAAAGAGAACUAAAGGGGUGGAGGACAACAUCUCACCUUCAUGUCUGAAGCAGCACAAUCCUCUCCUACCUGUUUAAGACCUGACGUAGAUGUGAAAAUCUCUUAAAUGUCCUUUGGAACAAAAUCAAGGAAAACUGAAGGGAUAAGCCUGUGGGAAUGGGACUUCCCCCCCCUAAAUUUCAGUAGACAUCCACAUAUGUAAAUGUUCUCAAUAUAAUUAUAGAAUUUCUGUCCAUGUUUACAGAGUAACAUCCCUAGGUUCUCAUUAAGUAGUUACUUUAACAUUUUACUGUACAUUUGAAGCUUUCCACAAAACAUCAAGAGCAUUUCUACAAUAAAAUUGAGAUACUGUAGACAUAACAUUUUAUAGGAUAUAUUGAUGGAUAUUUUUCUUCAAUUUAUAAAUAAUUUACUUUUAUAAAAUACAAAGUGAAGAUAAUUGGUCACAUUUGUAAGCAGUAGAGACAGUAUAUGAACAUUUCUAUGAAUCUUCAAUGGACUGUACAGUUCUUUAAAACUUCACACAUAUGAUGAAUUAGUACUGUGGCCCUGUGAAUAAAUGAAUGGGAAGUAAUUGUA
Messenger RNA from Clupea harengus (Atlantic herring), 1129 nucleotides. RefSeq names its product midkine b (gene mdkb). Lineage: Eukaryota; Metazoa; Chordata; Actinopteri; Clupeiformes; Clupeidae. The record is from RefSeq and is a predicted model, not a curated record. Gene Ontology annotation, molecular function: growth factor activity.